Molecule: messenger RNA, 1090 nt
Organism: Peromyscus leucopus (white-footed mouse)
Lineage: Eukaryota; Metazoa; Chordata; Mammalia; Rodentia; Cricetidae
Product: testisin
Exons: 6
Coding region: 19-987 (322 amino acids)
Biological process (GO): proteolysis
Molecular function (GO): serine-type endopeptidase activity
Source: RefSeq, a predicted model, not a curated record
GUGGCAGGAGAAGUGGCCAUGGUCGCGCGGGGCAAGACGUUGGUGCCACUGCUGGUGGUGGUGGCGGUGGUGGCCUCACAGUCAACCCUUGUGCAGGUGAAACCAGAGGAAUCCGGGCUGCAGAAAACGGACCUAUUUUCAGGGCCCUGCGGUCGCAGGACCAUCCCUUCACGUAUAGUGGGUGGCGUUGAUGCGGAGCUCGGCCGCUGGCCAUGGCAAGGGAGUCUGCGCGUAUGGGGCACCCACUAUUGUGGAGCGACCUUGCUCAACCGCCGUUGGGUGCUUACAGCUGCCCACUGCUUCCAAAAGGAUACCGACCCCUUUGACUGGUCAGUCCAGUUUGGUGAGCUCACUUCCAAGCCGUCUCUCUGGAACCUGCAGGCCUAUUCCAACCGUUACCAAAUAGACGGUAUCUUUCUGAGCCCCAAGUACCUGAACAUGUAUCCCAAUGACAUCGCCCUGCUGAAACUGUCCUCUUCUGUCAACUACAAUAACUACAUCCAGCCCAUCUGCCUCCUGAACUCCACAUUCAAGUUUGAGAACAGAACCGACUGCUGGGUGACCGGCUGGGGGGAUAUUGGAGAGAAUGAAGAUCUGCCCGCUCCCUACACUCUCCAGGAAGUGCAGGUAGCUGUCAUCAACAACAGUAUGUGUAACCACUUGUACCAAAAGCCGGACUUCCGAGUGAACAUCUGGGGAGACAUGGUUUGUGCUGGCAAUCCUGCCGGUGGCAAGGAUUCCUGCUUUGGUGACUCGGGAGGACCAUUGGUCUGCGACCAGGAUACGGUGUGGUAUCAGAUUGGAGUCGUGAGCUGGGGAAUAGGCUGUGGUCGGCCCAACCGGCCUGGAGUCUAUACCAACAUCAGUCAUCAUUACAACUGGAUCCGGUCGACCAUGAUCCGCAAUGGGAUGCUCAGGCCUGACCCAGCCCCACUACUGCUGGUUCUUACUCUGCUCUGGGCUCUAUCGCUGCUGAGGCCUGCCUGAGCCCACCUGUGAAAAUAAGGUCAUCUGUGGAGUCAGAGUGUGUUUCUUUUGUAUCUUGUUUGCUAAUAAACCUGUUGAUACUUUCAUAGCUUUUCUUGAACUC